GGCUCACACGCUACUUCCUGGGCGGACAGAGGAAUGGAAAGCUUCCAGCGCCUCUCCACCACCAUCACCACCAGCACUGACUGUCCUCUCUCUGUGUGCCCGACGAGCGCUGCCUCCACCGCCGCAGCCGCAGGAGCGACGGCGCGCAGUGUGCACCGCCGCUGCUAGUCCCCCCACAACCCGCCUCUCCCCGUGUGCGUCCACACGCUCACCCACACCAAUCUGCAUCCGAGUGUUAUGCUCGUCUCCGGGAAUAUCGGGGGGAUAUUUGGACGGGAAGACUCUUUGCUGGACCUCUAAACAGUUCUCCGCCCUCCACCGUGUCCAGUCUCCGUCUGCGCUGCGUCUCCGGCGCUGCUUUUUACGCAGCGAAGGCGUCGCUGAUUUGCCCGCAAACGGGAGAAACUCAACAGUUGUUGCUGCUUAUUGUUUUGCAUGUCGACGUGCAUGUUAUUACCAUGUGGAGGCUACUGCAAUCGUGUUGUUGCUGCUGGUGGAUUUUCUCUCUCAUCCUGUCAGCCUCCGUGCUCCUCUGGGCCGACUGUCAUCCUGCGCUGACAGGAAGCCAAGCCAAGUCUCAAGCCCCUAUCCAAGGCCUUCGCAGAGUCACGGCCGGUGGGACACGGCACCGGAGAGCAGCCACCGAGGAGACCUACUGGGCCUACUCAGGUAUACAUGGGCCUGAUGAGGGUUGGGCAUCAGCUUACCCAGAAUGCAGAGAGAGAAAUCAGUCACCAAUCAACAUCAUGGACCAGGAUACCAAAAUAUCCACAGAGUAUCAGGAGCUGACACUGGAGGGCUUUGAUAACGAAUCAUCUAACAAGACUUCUAUGAAAAACACUGGCAAAACAGUGGCCAUUAUGUUGAAGGAUGACUACUUUGUUCGGGGAGCAGGGCUACCAGGGAGGUUUAAAGCUGAAAAAGUAGAGUUUCAUUGGGGUCCAAGCAAUGGAUCUGAAGGCUCUGAACACAGCAUCAAUGGCCGUCGUUACCCUGUGGAGAUGCAGAUCUACAUGUACAACUCUGAUGACUUUGACAGCCUCAGUUCGUCACUCAGGGAGAAGAGGAUCAUAGCAGCCAUGGCUGUGUUUUUUCAGGUGGGAGGGAAGGACAACCCUGCUGUUGACCCCAUAAUCCAUGGCCUAAAGGGUGUUGUCCAUCAUGAAAAAGAGACUGUCCUGGAGCCAUUUGUACUGAAAGACCUGCUGCCGUCCUCACUGGGGAGUUACUAUCGCUACACUGGCUCUCUCACAACUCCACCCUGCAGUAAGGUGGUGGAGUGGAUCAUCUUCAGCAGACCUAUUUAUGUCUCCUACAAACAGUUGGAGGCUUUCUACUCGAUCUUCACCACAGAGCAGCAGGACCAUGUUAAGUCGGUGGAAUAUCUGCGCAGCAACUUUAGGCCCAUCCAGAGCUUGGACAACCGCCAUGUCUUCAAAUCAGCAGUCAGAGAUGCCUGGCUGCCUGACCUGACUGACAGCAGCAGCGGGCCAUAUGGCACAGAGGCUUCUAAAGUAUGCAGCAGCGCUCCCAUCAACAUGAAGGUGCAGCACGUGAACAGCAGCGCUCUGGUGGUGCGCUGGGCUCUUCCAGAGGUCACCUACCACCCACCCAUCCUCCACUUCCUGGUGUCCUACAGCUGGACAGCCCAUGAUGACAGCUACGAGGAGACGCACCUGACAGACGCCAAACACAAACUGGAGGCCAUCAUCUCUCCUGUCUCCCCUGAUGUGCUGUACCUGUUUCGAGUCCAGGCCGUCUGCAUGAAUGACAUGCGCAGUGACUUCAGCCAGAGUAUGCUUUUCAGAGCAAACACCACCAGGAUCUUUGAGGGGACGAGGAUUGUGAAAACUGGAAUGCCAACAGUGUCUCCAGCCUCCUCAGCUGACAUGGCUCCCAUCUCCUCUGGCUCAUCUACUUGGACCUCCUCGGGCAUCCCGUUCUCCUUCGUCUCCAUGGCAACUGGCAUCGGCCCCUCCUCCAGUGGUAGCCAAGCAACGGUGGCGUCUGUAGUGACGAGCACUUUGCUGGCCGGUCUAGGCUUCAGUGGCGGUGUCAUCUCCUCCUUCCCUAGCUCUGUUUGGCCAAGCAGAGUACCAACCCAUAAUCCCACUUCCACGCAAAAGACCACCGAACCCAGUGAGGCCAACAAAGACGCCCCCACCUCUGCCUCUGUUGUCACAACAACCACAGUCAAAGAUAACAGUCAAACUGGGGGUGAGGAUGGUGAAAACAGCAAGGGUCAAGAAGAAAACAGAGAGAGGGAAGGAGAGGAUAAGGAUGAAGAUGAAGAAGAAGAAGAAGAGAAGGAUGAGAAAAAGAGAAGGAAGGGAUCAGGAGGUGUGGGCGGGACAUGGAUGAAAACCGACAGUACAGCGGUGAAUGAGCCGCCUAGUGAGACACCGGACGCUACUGCAAAGGAGAAAAAACAGACUGAACCAGACCCAAGUAACAUGCCGCCUGAUAUAGUAAACCAACUGGAGUAUACCCAUAAUCCACUUGACUCUAAAACCACUACCACCACAGAGCCAACCAAUGAAACAGCAGCAAUCCCUGCCCCAAAGGACCCAGCAGCAACAUUCAGAAUAGGAGCAGACAAAAAGCUCUGGCCUUUUUCCAUUCAUACCGAACGUCCCAGUGCUGGGACCAACCUGACCCACCAGGUGACGCCUGGGUCUGGCGUGGGGCUGGGCCGAGUGGAGUGGCUGGUACCUUUGGUGGUGGUUUCAGCCCUGACUUUCCUGUGCCUCGCUGUCCUGCUGGCUGUGCUCAUCUACUGGAGGCGCUGUUUCCAGACAGCCCAUUUCUACGUGGAAGACAGCAGCUCACCUAGAGUCGUACCCAAUGAGACAAUCCCUGUCAUUCCCAUUCCAGAUGACAUGGAAGCCGUCCCAGUCAAGCAGUUUGUCAAACAUGUCUCUGAUCUCUACUCAAAUAACCAACGUGGAUUCUCUGAUGAUUUUGAGGAGGUUCAGCGGUGCACUGCUGAUAUGAAGAUCACAUCAGAGCACUCCAACCACCCUGACAACAAGCACAAGAACAGAUACAUCAACAUAGUGGCCUAUGACCACAGUAGGGUGAAGCUGAGGCCACUGGCUGGGAAGGACUCCAAACACACAGACUACAUCAAUGCCAACUAUGUGGAUGGUUAUAAUAAGCCUAAAGCCUACAUUGCCUCCCAGGGACCACUUAAGUCUACUUUUGAGGACUUUUGGAGGAUGGUGUGGGAGCAAAACACCGGCAUCAUUGUCAUGAUCACCAACUUAGUGGAAAAAGGCCGAAGAAAAUGUGACCAGUACUGGCCAACAGAGAACAGUGAAGAGUACGGCAACAUGGUCGUCACGCUGAAAAGCACCAAAGUUCAUGCCUGCUAUACUGUUCGCUGCUUCACGCUGCGCAACACUAAAGUGAAAAAGGGUGGGAAGGGGAACCCUAAGGCGAGGGCCCAGAGUGAGCGUACAGUGCUCCAGUACCAUUACACCCAGUGGCCUGACAUGGGCGUCCCUGAGUACACUCUGCCCGUCCUCACCUUUGUCCGCAGGUCCUCCACCGCCCAGAUGCCGGACAUGGGACCCGUGCUCGUCCACUGCAGUGCUGGAGUGGGUCGUACAGGGACAUAUAUCGUCAUAGACAGCAUGCUGCAGCAGAUUGCAGAUAAGAGCACAGUUAAUGUACUGGGCUUCCUCAAACAUAUACGCACCCAGCGCAACUACCUAGUCCAGACUGAGGAGCAGUACGUCUUCAUCCACGAUGCCUUGAUGGAAGCCAUUUUAGGAAAGGAGACGGAAGUGGCAUCCUGCCAGCUUCACAGCUACUUUAACAGCAUCACGGCACCAAGACACAGAAGCCGGACACAUCUGGAGAAACAGUUCCAGCUGGUAACACAAUGCAAUGGCAGAUACAUGGAAUGCUUCAACGCUCAGAAGGAGUGCAACAAAGAAAAAAAUCGAAAUUCCUCUGUGGUGCCAUCGGAGCGAGCGAGGGUCGGACUAGCACCUUUGCCCGGCAUCAAAGGCACAGACUACAUUAACGCCUCUUACAUCAUGGGUUACUACCGGAGUAAUGAGUUCAUCAUUACCCAGCAUCCUCUGCCUCACACCACAAAAGACUUCUGGAGAAUGAUCUGGGACCAUAAUGCACAAAUUAUUGUUAUGCUGCCUGCCAACCAUGGACUGGCAGAGGAUGAGUUUGUGUACUGGCCCAGUCGAGAGGAGGCUAUGAACUGUGAGGCAUUCACUGUCACCCUCAUCAGUCAAGACAGACUCUGUCUGUCCAAUGAGGAGCAGAUCAGUAUCCACGACUUCAUCCUGGAAGCUACACAGGAUGACUAUGUAUUAGAAGUUCGUCACUUUCAGUGCCCCAAAUGGCCGAACCCUGACACACCCAUCAGCAGCACCUUCGAGCUCAUUAACGUCAUUAAGGAGGAGGCCGCUGCCCGUGAUGGACCAACCAUCGUCCACGAUGAGUUGGGAGCAGUGUCAGCCGGACUGCUGUGUGCACUCACCACCCUGUCUCAGCAGCUUGAGAGUGAGGGCGCCGUCGACGUCUAUCAAGUGGCCAAGAUGAUCAACCUCAUGAGGCCAGGGGUCUUCACAGACAUCGACCAGUACCAGUACCUAUACAAAGCUCUGCUCAGCCUCGUCAGCACCAAGGACAACGACUCAGGCCUUCUGACCAGGGACUUUAAUGGGACCAUGGCGUCAAUGUCUGACCAGUCUGACCAAGCAGAGAGCAUGGAGUCGCUGGUCUAAGAGAGGCCUCUCGCGCACCUGGAGCUGAGCUGAGGGCUUCGUAUGGGUCCAAACACCCUGCAAGGUCCCUGAGCCCAAUGAAGGAGGCACUUAAACUUUGUAAAACGUCAAGGAACUAUUGUGGACAAGACUUUUUGAGGCCUUUUUUUGCCAGACUCUUGGUUAAAAUGAAUAACCUGAUUACUUUUUUACACUGAUAAAAAGUUUUUGAUAUUUAUUUUUUUCGCCAUUUUAUGUCUUAAUGUUCUCCUACUGAAGAGUUUGCACCGCGUUUUUAAGUUUCAUGAUAGCGUCGGUAGGCAACGAGAAACACUUUCUGUCUUUUCUUGUUUGCACUAUAUAAUGUCAGUGUUACUGCCUAUACUAAAGCUGACACACUUGGCUUUUCUCCACUCAAGCUCAGAUUUUUUUGACAUUCCAUGGCUUUGGCCCUUAUUAAACCAACUGCUUCUAUGAAGGACAUUGUUCUACCUGCCACCUACCAGUUGAUUUAAGACAAAGGACAGAGAAGGCACAAACUCUUCACCUCAGUGACAAAAACUCAGUGUGACCACCUCCGCCCUGCUCAUCUAUAGUACUCAUAUUACUGCUCAUUUAUCCCCAGAACCGAGAUUUUGGAACAUAUUGCCACAGGAAAGUAGUGUUUGUUUUCUAAAAUCAAUUUCCUCUUCACCUUUAUCUAUUUCUUUGCCUUGUUUUUUCUUGUCACUUCUCCUUAUUAGUACAUCAGAAUACCUAAAGUGGUAUAACAACUGCUACUGUGAAAUUUUAUGAUUUAUUUGUAUAAUUCAUUUUAUGCUUUUUAAUAUAUGGAAAUACUGUAUGUAUACAUAUAUGAAUAUAUCCUUAUCAUAAUAA
Molecule: messenger RNA, 5609 nt
Organism: Acanthopagrus latus (yellowfin seabream)
Lineage: Eukaryota; Metazoa; Chordata; Actinopteri; Spariformes; Sparidae
Gene: ptprga
Product: protein tyrosine phosphatase receptor type Ga
Exons: 29
Coding region: 459-4751 (1430 amino acids)
Biological process (GO): protein dephosphorylation
Molecular function (GO): protein binding; protein tyrosine phosphatase activity
Source: RefSeq, a predicted model, not a curated record